AUGAUUGCCGAGGAAGUGAAUCUUGCAGUGCCUACAAAACGUAGAGCCAACCCAAAAGCUGUGUCUGAAGAGUUCGCGGUUGGCGAGCUGGGAGUUGAUACCCAGAGCAGCGACAGCGACCCCGCUUCCAAGCGAGGAGAAUAUUUCCACCGCACCUCUUGGCUUCACUUUGGCACACAGGGCACACAUUCAAGCAGCAAACCCCGAAUCAGCGGCUCUGCCCCGAAUGAGAGGAAAUAUUCCCCCUUCCGACGCUGGGUGGGGGUGUUGGCCGCGGACCGGCGCGUCCCUCGGUCCGCCCCGGCUUUGCAGGCACAGGGAGACAAAAAAACCGUGGGAGCUGCUCGGGAAGGAGUCGGAGUACUCGGGAGCUUCCAGAUUCCCUCACCCCAGGAUUGCUGGCAAACACCGCUCCGCUCCGGACGCUAUUUAAAAAUGCUGGGAGCCGCGGAGGACGGCGGAUGGCUUUUUGGGAGAGUGAUGGAGUGUGGGAGACGGAGCAGAGACAGCAAGAGGCAAGUGAUCUUGUUUAUUCUGUGCUUUUGCGUGUGUCAGAGCGGGGCUGAGACCCUCCGCUACUCUCUGCCGGAGGAAAUGGAGAGAGACUCCUUUGUCGCCAAUAUUGCAAAGGACCUGGGGGUUCCUGUGAGCCAGCUCGCGGCUCGCAAGGCCCGCGUUGUGUCUGAGGGGAGCGAGCAGCUUUUCCGUCUCGAUCAAAAUACCGGAGUCCUGACGGCAAAGGAGUCGCUGGACCGAGAGGAGAUCUGUCCGCAGAGAGAGACCUGCACGCUCGUCUUUAAGAUAUUCUUUGAAAAUCCGCUGCAGCUGAUCCGAGGGGAGGUGGAGAUUCGUGACGUAAACGACAACUCCCCCGUGUUCCCGGAGAAGGAGAUGGUUUUAAAGAUUCUAGAAACAGCAUCUCCCGGGUCCCGUUUCCCCCUGGAAAGUGCCCAGGAUAAGGACGUGGGCAGUAACGGCUUGCAGAACUACAGCCUCGGGUCCAAUCCUCAUUUCUCCCUCGCUAUUGGAACAGGGAAAGACGGAGUAAAAUAUGUGGAGCUCGUCCUACAGCGCCAGCUCGAUCGUGAAGAGCAGGGGGAGCUGAAUUUACUUCUCACCGCUAUCGACGGGGGCUCGCCACCCCGGUCGGGCACGGCUCUGGUCCGGAUCGUGGUGCUGGAUGCCAAUGACAACAUCCCUGCCUUCGAUCGAGAGGUCUAUGAGGUGCGCCUGGCUGAGAACAGCCCCUUGGAGCAGCUGGUGGUCAGAGUCGCGGCCGCAGAUCCCGACGAAGGAUCCUAUGGAAAAGUGCGGUACUCCUUCACCCAGACACCGGAGCGAUCCCGGGAACUCUUCCAUCUGAACCCGGCCACCGGGGAGAUACGAGUCGCGGGCAACCUGGAUUUCGAGGAAGCGAAAACCCACAAGAUGGUGGUAAAAGCCACUGACGGCGGGGGGCUUUCUGCGUACUGCAAAGUGCACGUAGAAGUCCUGGACGUGAAUGACAAUGCCCCGGAGAUAGCGCUGACCUCUCUCACCGCCUCCAUUCCCGAGGACGCCCCGCCACGCACCGUGGUGGCUCUGUUCAGUGUGCGGGACCGGGACUCCGGGGACAACGGCAGGACAGAGUGUUCGAUCGAAGGGGACUUGCCAUUCAGCCUCACCCCCACUUUUGAUAAUUAUUACGAACUGAGAACAAACGCGGCCCUGGACAGGGAGAGCACGGCACAGUAUAACAUCACCAUCACAGCCACGGACUGGGGCAGGGCGCGGCUGAGCUCUCGGGAAAACAUCUUCGUGCAGAUAUCGGAUGUGAACGACAAUCCCCCAGAGUUCACGCAGGAGAUUUACACCAUGUCGGUCACGGAGAACAACAGCCCCAUGCUCCGGAUCGGCAGCAUGAACGCCACGGACGCCGACGCAGGAAAAAACGCCCGCGUAAACUACGCGCUGGUGCGGCAGGAGGGCAAGGAGCAGCCCGAGGUGUCAGUCAACGCUGAAAACGGGGAUGUUUAUAUCCUCCGCCCGCUGGACUACGAGAAGGUGCGUGCCUUUGAGGUGUCAGUGCUCGCCACUGACAGCGGUUCGCCGCCGCUCAGCGCCCAGGCGCUGCUCCGCGUCAUGGUGCGGGACGAGAACGAUAACGCGCCCGUGGUGCUGCACCCGGCCCCCGACAGCAGCGCGGCGGGAGAGCUGGUGCCGCGCUGGGCACCCUCGGGCUACCUGGUGGCCAAAGUGGUGGCGAGCAGUGCGGGCUCCCUGCCCCGCAGCUACCUGUACGAUGUCUGCUUCGCCGCCGGGACCGUCAACAGCGAGUUUCGGUUCCUCAGACCCCUCUUCCCCUGCUUCCCCGCCGGGCUGCCUCCCGGCCCGGGCGAACAGCGGAGCUCAGUGUGCUCGCAAGAUGUGGCAAACCUCGGGGAGGAAGGCGACUGGGCUGCACAGGGCAGAGCCCCCCUCUCUGAAGACACAGGACCCGGAGCUGCAGAAGCAGCUUGCACUGCAAACGGGGGGUUGGGGUUAAAUGUCACUUCUGAUCAAACCCCUUGGCUCAGCCAUCAGUAAAUGAAGAGAGACAAGUAUGUCUGUCCUCCCAGGGAAAAGAGAACGAAGAGACCAAACACCUCCCUAAAAGGUACCAGGGAGAUGAAGGCUUCUCUGUGAGAGAGCAGAAACACUCCCCUCUUGAGCAGUAUUUUAUUUACAUAGCUAUUUUGUAAUUGUGAUGCCAAUGGAGGAGGAGAACUGUGUUGCAUGCUGAUUACACAAUAAUGUAUGAUUGUGAAAGUGCUAUUGCUUCUACAUGUUAAGGGAAAUACUGAAAACUGCAGCAGAUCUUCAGC
Manacus vitellinus (golden-collared manakin) is the source of this 2843-nucleotide messenger RNA. RefSeq names its product protocadherin beta-16-like. Gene Ontology annotation, cellular component: plasma membrane. The record is from RefSeq and is a predicted model, not a curated record. The coding region runs from base 1 to 2565 and encodes 854 amino acids. Lineage: Eukaryota; Metazoa; Chordata; Aves; Passeriformes; Pipridae. Gene Ontology annotation, biological process: homophilic cell-cell adhesion. The transcript is spliced from 3 exons. Gene Ontology annotation, molecular function: calcium ion binding.